Messenger RNA from Cyclospora cayetanensis, 2355 nucleotides. RefSeq lists its product as uncharacterized. The coding region runs from base 1 to 2355 and encodes 784 amino acids. The record is from RefSeq and is a predicted model, not a curated record. Gene Ontology annotation, molecular function: 3-oxoacyl-[acyl-carrier-protein] synthase activity; fatty acid synthase activity; phosphopantetheine binding. The transcript has 5 exons. Gene Ontology annotation, biological process: fatty acid biosynthetic process. NCBI's taxonomy places the organism in Eukaryota, Apicomplexa, Conoidasida, Eucoccidiorida, Eimeriidae.
AUGCAGGAAAGUUGCCAGCAAAAGGCGCUCGUCAGCUGCGGACCCCCCAACUACGGAGUGCACAUUGCUGUCAUUGAUCUGUGCACAAGGGCGCCCCUGCCGGAGGGAGCAGUCGGGGAAGUAUGUGUGUCUUCUCCUGCCCUAAUGAGCUUUUACCUAGGAGAGUCUCCAGAGGCGGACUGCUUUGUGUAUAUAGCCGCAGGCACAGUAGCUACGGGAACAUCACAGGGAGCAACAAUGAAAGCAGAGACACAAAAGCGGCGUUUUCUUAGAACGGGAGACUUGGGAUUCCUCUGGAGAUCUGAGCUGGUUCUGACGGGACGGCUUAAGGAAUGUAUCAUAGUAAAUGGCCGCUCAAUCGCGCCUCAAACCAUAGAAUCCGUGGCGGCAAAUGCUGCGGCUUCAGCAGUGGCGGAAGGGCAGGCGCUGGUGAGGACACAUGCAUGCGCUGGUUUCCCUCUGGUCACUCCGAAUGGGGAAGGCGUUGGUCUCGCACUGGAAGUGGAGCCAAACGCAGCUACCUGUGGAGUGGCCAUUGGCAGGGCUGUUGCCUCUGCAGUUCUGAGGGAAUGCGGCAUCGCGCUGCACCAGGUGUGGCUGCUGCGGCCACACUCUCUCAAAAAAACCACCAGUGGGAAAAUACAGCGCAUGGCAACACGCGAUUUUUUGCUGCGCCUCCAGGAGCACCAAACACAGCAGCAACGACAAGGCAACGCAGCUAGUGCGGAAGGCCAUUGCAUCCUGUACGCAUUCACCGCCAACUCGCUACUUGCGGAGGCUCACAUUAGUGCUGUUCCUACAGAGACAUCAUCAGUUACAUCUACAAGAGUGCCAGCCGGUGAUUCGGUGGCGGCUGUGCGCGAAGUGUUGCUUCGGCAACUGCAGCAAUGCGUCUCCAAGACUCUAGGCGUUUAUCCCGAUCCCGAUGCGUCCUUGCACGAGCUCGGUAUGGAUUCUUUAGCUGUUGCAGAAGUCGCAGCAGCUGCUGAAGACGAGCUUCGGUUGACACUUGCCCCACAGGACGUUCUUCAGGCAGAGACUAUUAGAGAACUUGCUGAUCUGCUGCUAAGGCAGCAGGGGUACGCAACAAUUGAAGCAGCUACAGCAGCAGUGAAGGGACGGACAGAGGCUAGGCAAGGGUUUCGUACUGAGCAGUACAGUUUUAGCACCAUCAAUGGGAAUUUCAUAGCUGCCAGUGCAGUCAGAGGCAGCAAGGGUUCGGCUGGUUGGAAGCGCCGCAGUUUACUCACUGGUGGCCUGCGGCCGCUUCGGGAGCCGUCGCUGCAGCACGAGCAAACGCAACCACUCUUGGGGAUAACAGGCGCUGCCUGUCGGCUUCCUGGAGGCUGCAAUGAUCUGCAGAAGCUGUGGAGACACCUCUUAGAGGGCUGCAUUGCUGUUGGAAAUUAUCCGAGUAACAGGCGUGCGGUGCUGGAUGUGGAAGUAGGGGGAGGUUACUCCUUGGCAGGCAGCGCCUCGUCACUUCUUAGCAAUCGGAUCUCUAGAGAAUUUGGCUUCCAUGGACCUUCUCUCUCUGUUGACGCCGCCUGCGCUUCAGGACUUGCAGCGUUGCAUCUUGCGCAACAACAUCUGACGUCUCACGGCAACAACAUAAACAGCCGCAACAACAGCAAAGGCACCAAGCGGAUUGGCCUCGAUGGCAGCAACUGCGCUGUGGUGGGGGCGAGCAACUUGAUCCUAGAUAUUACAGCAGCUAGAGCAUUCGCUGCUGCAGGAAUUCUGUCACCCACUGGCCGCUGUAGAGCCUUUGACGCUCAAGCUGACGGAUGCGUUAGGGGGGAAGCCGUCGUUGCUCUCGUGCUGGAAAGAGUAGAUAGCAGCGCCUGCAGCAACCCCAGCAGCAGGGAGCACCACGUGCUGUGCUAUGUAAAAGGAACAACUGUACAGCAGUCAGCUCGCACGCAGAGUGUAACAGCCCCAAGCUGCGCUUCCCAGCAGCAGUCGCUGUUGCGUGUGCUCGCAGAAUCUGGUGUAGACACAGCUGACGUGUGUCUCGUGGAGGCACAUGGGACAGGGACUGUCCUUGGGGAUGCGGUGGAAGCCGCCGCACUUGCGGCUACUUUUGCUGGAGACACUCUACUGCCUUGCUCCUACUGCCAACGGCUACAACAGGAGGGGCGUAAAGGCCAUAGACGGCCCGCAGCAGCUGCUGCUGCACACCGGCUCAGCCACGAUGACGACUGGGAGGACGUGGAGCUAGAGGGGUCCUUCAAGCCUUUUGAAAGCUGCUCUCUCUCUCCAGUAUCUUCUAGUUCCUCCGAAUCUGUUGCUGCAGCAGCUUCAUCCAAAUAUUGCGCGUGCUUGGAAAGGAUCGCGUUUUAUCCUUCCAUCUAA